This is a messenger RNA of Cydia strobilella, 1165 nucleotides long. RefSeq lists its product as uncharacterized. The record is from RefSeq and is a predicted model, not a curated record. The transcript is spliced from 2 exons. NCBI's taxonomy places the organism in Eukaryota, Metazoa, Arthropoda, Insecta, Lepidoptera, Tortricidae. Bases 141 to 1160 code for a protein of 339 amino acids.
AAAGUUAAAAAUGCCUAACGCAUUUUUAAAAUAAUACCAUAAUCUAGAUGGGUCAAAUCCAAACGUCAAAAAGACAAACAAUGAACAUUUCAAGCGAAAACCUGGCAUUUAUCAAAAUUACAGUGAACAAUUGCUAAAAUAUGAAUACGCAAAAAAAUCAAAGAAAAAUCCAACUAGGAUACAAAGAUCGCGGAGACAUGAUGCGUAGAAACAAAGAGCUUCACUCGUCCGGUCCUCGCGAUCGUGGCGACGUCAAGAAAUGCCUCAAGAAAGUAUCUAAACAGCUAUUUAAAACAGCGAAAGCAGAAAGUGUGAAAACUGAUCUCGUGUCUCGUUCGACGAACACAUUCGCCGAGUCUCUUCCUUUCAGCUUUGAGAAUCAAACAAGCGCAGAUGUGAACGUGAAAAAAUCUUUGGAUUUUCGCAAGAGAAUUAAGGACAGAUACACAUUUAAGCGGCAUGAGGUGUUGAGGAACGAAGAUAUUAGUCAAUUCAGUGAUCCGCUAAAGCAUAAUUUUGAGUAUGACGAAAAACAAAAAUCAAUACAUUUUCGAGAUGCCAAAAAAUCGGAUAGAGCUUCAAUACACAGAGCCGUCAGCGCUAUGAAAUUUAAACGCUCGUCUAAGCCCGACGAUUUGGUGGAGCACAAAAAGUCACCAGAAACAGACAAAAUUAUCACUAGAAAAGCCAAGCCGGUGAUAAAAACCAUUACGUCGAAAAUGGACGCGCGCGUAUACAAAGCGGUAAACUUCGUCGAGCAGAACGCUCGAAAACAGCUGCACAUAAAAAUACCUAGAGACCCUAAACCAAACUCAAAAACACCAAUUAUUGCUGUAAAACGUAGUAAAACAAGCACAAAGCGGCUGCGUAAAAGAACAGUGCCUUCGCCGUCUUUCAAAAGUGCGGAUUCAAUGCCUACUGAGAUAGCGAAAUGGGUACCGGAGUCCGUCGACCAACAUACGAGGCCGUAUUACGACGCUUGGGUGAGUAAAACCGCCACGGCCUCCACGAAGUUGUUAAAGGAAGCUAGUCUUGAAAAAUCCAAACUGCUUCAGAGGUUAGAGUUGAGGAUGAAGAGAUCACCCGAGCUUAUGUUUCAAAAGUUUGCCGAAGAACAGUAUGCGGGGAGGAUACGGGUUAGGAGGCGCGGGGAAAAGUGAUGUUC